AUGGCACUCUAUACUUCAGGGCAGAUGGUCCGCAUAGUAGCCCGGACCGGUGUCACCUUCGUGCCUCGACGAACGAUAGCCUCAACCCCAACCCGUUACGCAGAUUCUAAUGUCGACAACUCCUCCGGCGGAUGGUUGUCCGGCUUGAAGAAUAUGUUCGGUGGCGCUAGCAGAGCCAAAGUCACCCAGCGACCCUCGGCCCCUAAGAAGGAUGAAGGUUCACUAGGCGCAAGUUCGAUCUUCGGGUCCGACUUCCAACCGACAAAGGCCCAAAUGCCCUCCAAGCCGCAACACGCAGCCGGAGAAUCAUCUGAGCGCGAUCAAGGCCGUAUACAACGAGGACUCCUGCCGGACCCCAACUCCCAGCUGCGGUGGGAGAGGAAAAUGGCCGUCCGCGAGAUCCGCAAGCGAGGCCGUCUACCAAAGCAAGUCCAGAUCAAGCGCACCGAGCGCGAAUCGCUCUCGAAAUCCCACUGGUUCAAGACCUCGGUAAAGAAGCUGGGUCCUCUGGCUCGACAGAUCGCCGGCAAGAACAUCGACGAGGCCAUUCUCCAGAUGCGCUUCAGCAAGAAGAAGGCCGCCCAGGAUGUAUUGGGACACCUCGAACACGCCAAAAACGUUGCCAUUGUCCGUUCCGGUAUGGGUCUCGAGGCUGGCAAGGAAGCCAAGCCCAUCACGGUCAUCCUCAAGAACGGCGAACGCAAGAAGAUCUCCAACCCCUCCGAUAUCUACAUCCAGGAAGCCUGGGUUAACCGUGGCCCGUACGGACGUGAGAUGGACCACCGUGCUCGUGGCCAGAUCAACAUGAUGCGUCCCCCUACCACAGGUCUCUCGGUUCUGUUGAAGGAGGAGAAGACUCGCAUCCGCGAGUGGGAGGACCGUGAGGCCAAGGCCCAGCGUGCUCGCCGCGACCAGCUCUGGACUCAACUGCCGGACCGCAAGAUCCCCACACAGAACCAGUACUACAGCUGGUAA
Penicillium canescens is the source of this 975-nucleotide messenger RNA. RefSeq names its product mitochondrial 54S ribosomal protein uL22m. NCBI's taxonomy places the organism in Eukaryota, Fungi, Ascomycota, Eurotiomycetes, Eurotiales, Aspergillaceae. The record is from RefSeq and is a predicted model, not a curated record. Gene Ontology annotation, biological process: ribosome assembly; translation. Bases 1 to 975 code for a protein of 324 amino acids. Gene Ontology annotation, cellular component: mitochondrial large ribosomal subunit; ribosome. Gene Ontology annotation, molecular function: structural constituent of ribosome. The transcript is spliced from 2 exons.